Molecule: messenger RNA, 7162 nt
Organism: Ictalurus punctatus (channel catfish)
Lineage: Eukaryota; Metazoa; Chordata; Actinopteri; Siluriformes; Ictaluridae
Exons: 18
Biological process (GO): negative regulation of transcription by RNA polymerase II
Molecular function (GO): 2-oxoglutarate-dependent dioxygenase activity; methyltransferase activity; DNA-binding transcription repressor activity, RNA polymerase II-specific
Source: RefSeq, a predicted model, not a curated record
GUGACCGCGGCAUUCGCUGACGUCAUCAAAGUGUGCACUCAGAGGAGGGCCACAAUGGGGAAGUGUGCCAUUUGGGACAGGUCCAACAGAAGAAGAGGAAUUGCGGUUUUUCAUCCUUGAGUGAAUGGUAAAUUUUUCUCAUUGAGUGGGUUCUGCAGUUAUGCUUAUGAUCAGAGCCUCCUUUUCCUGAAACACCAUUUAGACCUCAUAAUAAGACCUUAUAAUGGAAUCAGCAGGGAUGCGACCGUGUUCUUCUAGAAAACCUCCACACAAUCCUGGUCCCACUGACUCACAGCUUUGUGGGGAUGUGCAGACAGAAAAAUAUACAUCUUCAGAUGGAGGGACAUCAGACUCUGUAGAACACAUCACCUGUGUGAACCUUCAAAAACAUGUAAAAAAGGAAGAAACUGUAGAUGAAGAAUACUUCUCGACACCAGUCUCUGUGGGACACAUCACACCUGUGGACCUACAGAAUCAUGUGGAAAAGGAAGAACCUGAAGAUAAAGAUGAUCUCUAUGCUGGGACAUCAAACUCUGUGGAAGAUGUAGACCAAAAUAAUGGAGAAUAUGAAAGGAAGCAUGUAAAAAAGGAAGAGUCUGAAGAUGAAGACAACCUCCAUACAAGGAGAGACUGGGACAUGGAUGAUGCCCAGGUAGAAGUAUUCUCCUGCUCUCAGUGUUCACUUUCCUGUACAUCUCAAAUUUAUCUCCACAAACACAUCAGAAGAUACCACUAUGAGGAAUAUGAGAGACUGCUACAAUCAGGAGACUUAAAAGACAUAAACCAUGUCACCGCAAUAAGCUCCAGUAUUCAACAAAUAGCCUCCAUUACACUCAACAUAAACUCCUCUAAUAAACAAAUGCAGAACGGAGUCUAUCCCUGCUCACAAUGUGGGAAGAGUUUUACUCACCGGAGUUAUCUCCGACAACACCAGCGCAUUCACACAGGAGAAAAAUCAUAUCACUGCUCAAAGUGUGGGAAGAGCUUUAUUCACAAGUGUAAUCUACAAAGACACCAGCACAUUCACACAGGAGAAAAACCAUAUCACUGCUCAGAGUGUGGGAAGAGCUUUAUUCAACAGAGUAAUCUACAAGAACACCAGCGCAUUCACACAGGAGAAAAACCGUAUCACUGUUCAGAGUGUGGGAAGAGUUUUAUUCGACAGAGUGACCUACUAAUACACCAGCGCAUUCACACAGGAGAAAAGCCGUAUCAUUGCUCAGAGUGUGGGAAGAGCUUUAUUCGACAGAGUGACGUACAAAAACACAAGCUCAUUCACACAGGAGAAAAGCCCCAUCACUGCUCAGAAUGUGGGAAAGGCUUUGUUCAACAGAGUCAUCUACAAGAACACCAGCGCAUUCACACAGGAGAAAAACCGUAUCACUGCUCAGAAUGUGGGAAGAGCUUUAUUCGACAAAGUGACCUACUAAUACACCAGCGCAUUCACACAGGAGAAAAGCCUUAUCAUUGCUCAGAGUGUGGGAAGAGCUUUAUUCGACAGAAUAAUCUACAAUCACACCAGCUCAUUCACACAGGAGAAAAGCCGUAUCACUGCUCUGAGUGUGGGAAGAGCUUUAAUCGACAGAGUCAUCUACAAUCACAUCAGCUCAUUCACACAGGUGAAAAACCGUAUCACUGCUCAGUGUGUGGGAAGAGCUUUAAUCACCAGAGUAAUCUACAAAGACACCAGCGCAUUCACACAGGAGAAAAGCCGUAUCACUGCUCAGAAUGUGGUAAGAGUUUUAAUCGACAGAGUAAUCUACAAUCACACCAACGCGUUCACACAUGAGAAAAACCGUAUCACUGCUCAGAAUGUGGGAAGAGCUUUAUUCGACAGAGUGAAUUACAAAGACACCACUGCAUUCACACAGGAGAAAAGCUGUAAGAGUGCUCAAAGUGUGGGAAGAGUUUUAUUCAAGAGUAUUUUCAUACAACAAAUUCUCAUAGCAUAGUUACUGAUUUGAGAUCUGUGAUUGACCGCUCUCUGAACGAAGUAGUCAUUGACUACGUUUACCUGGACAGCAGUAUUCUAAUUAUUGACCUUAAUCUGAUGGGUUAUGCUUAUGAUCAGAGCCUCCUUUUCCAGAAACACCAUUUAGACCUCAUAAUAAGACUUAUAAUGGAAUCAGCAGGGAUACGACCGUGUUCUUCUAGCAAACCUCCACACACUCCUGGUCCCACUGACUCACAGCUUUGUGGGGAUGUGCAGACAGAAAAAUAUACAUCUUCAGAUGGAGGGACAUCAGACUCUGUAGAACACAUCACCUGUGUGAACCUUCAAAAACAUGUAAAAAAGGAAGAAACUGUAGAUGAAGAAUACUUCUCGACACCAGUCUCUGUGGGACACAUCACACCUGUGGACCUACAGAAUCAUGUGGAAAAGGAAGAACCUGAAGAUAAAGACUAUCUCUAUGCUGGGACAUCAAACUCUGUGGAAGAUGUAGACCAAAAUAAUGGAGGAUUUGAAAGGAAGCAUGUAAAAGAGGAAGAGUCUGAAGAUGAAGACAUCCAUACAAGGACAGACUGGGACAUGGAUGAUGCCCAGGUACAAGUCUUCUCCUGCUUCUGGUGUUCACUUUCCUAUACAUCUCAACUUUAUCUCCACAAACACAUCAGAAGAUACCACUAUGAGGAAUAUGAGAGACUGCUACAAUCAGGAGAGUUAAAAGACAUGAACAAUAUCACUGCAAUAAGCUCCAGUAUUCAGCAAAUAGCCUCCGUUACACUCGACAUUAACUUCUCUAAUAAACAAAUACAGAAAGAAGUUUAUCCCUGCUCACAGUGUGGGAAGAGUUUUACUGACCGGAGUAAUCUCAAACAACACCAGCGCAUUCACACAGGAGAAAAACCAUAUCACUGCUCACAGUGUGGGAAGAGCUUUAUUCAACAGAGUAAUCUACUAGCACACCAGCGCAUUCAUACAGGAGAAAAGCCGUAUCACUGCUCAGAGUGUGGGAAGAGCUUUAUUCAACAGAGUAAUCUACAAGCACACCAGCGCAUUCACACAGGGGAAAAGCCGUAUUCCUGCUUAGAAUGUGGAAAGAGUUUUAUUCGGCAGAGUGAUCUACAUGUACACCAGCGCAUUCACACAGGAGAAAAACCGUAUCACUGCUCAGAGUGUGGGAAGAGCUUUAUUCAACAGAGUAAUUUACAAAAACACCUGCGCAUUCACACAGGAGAAAAGCCGUAUUCCUGCUCAGAGUGUGGGAAGAGUUUUAUUCGACAGAAUGAUCUACAUGUACACCAGCGCAUUCACACAGGAGAAAAACCGUAUCACUGCUCAGAGUGUGGGAAGAACUUUAUUCGACAGAAUGAUCUACAAAUACACCAGCGCAUUCACACAGGAGAAAAGCCGUAUCACUGCUCAGAGUGUGGGAAGAGCUUUAUUCGGCAGAAUGAACUACAAAUACACCAGCGCAUUCACACAGGAGAAAAGCCAUAUCACUGCUCAGAGUGUGGGAAGAGCUUUAUUCAACAGAGUGAUCUACAACGACACCAGCGCAUUCACACAGGAGAAAAGCCGUAUUCGUGCUUAGAGUGUGGGAAGAGCUUUAAUCGACAGAGUAAUCUACAAAUACAUCAGCGCGUUCAUACAGGAGAAAAGCCGUACCACUGCUCAGAGUGUGGGAAGAGCUUUAUUCAACAGAGUAAUCUACAAAUACACCAGCGCAUUCACACUGGAGAAAAACCGUAUCACUGCUCAGAGUGUGGGAAGAGCUUUAUUCAACAAAGUGACCUACAAAAACACCAGCGCAUUCACACUGGAGAAAAACCAUUUCACUGCUCAGAUUGUGGGAAGAGCUUUAAUCACCAGAGUAAUCUACACAAACACCAACGCAUUCACUAAGGUGAAAAAAAAAAACACAUACGCUCAUACUGUAAGAAGAUGUUUACAGAUAAAUAUAAGCUCAAACUAUAUCAGAGCAUUCGUACAUGAGAAAAGCUGUAAAAGUGCUCAAAGUACGGGAAGAGUUUUAAUCAAAAGAGUAAUUUCAUGCAACACCAACAAAUUCACGUAGCAUACUCAACAUUCAACACCAUAGUGCCCUCCAAACUUGACGUUAAUCUCUGGGCUCUGGGCUUAAACAGCUCGGUCUGCAGCUGGAUUUUGGACUUUCUGUCAGGCAGAUGCCAGGUGGUUAAAAUGGGCAACAACAUCUCCUCACUACUGACCCUUAAUACCGGAGCCCUGCAGGGCUGUGUUCUCAGCCCACUCCUGUACUCGUUGUACACACAUGACUGUGUGGCCACCCAUAGCUCCAACGUCAUUGCCAAAUUUGCUGACAACACGGCAGUGGUAGGCUUGAUCAAGGAGGACGAUGAAAUGGCCUACAGACAAGAGGUACGUCCCAUCACAAUCAACAGAGCAUCAGUAGAAAAGGUCAGCAGCUUCAAGUUCCUAGUGGCCCACUUAAAGUGGUCUGUCCAUAUGGAGACCAUAAUAAAGAAAGCUCACCAGCAGCUCUUCCUAAGACGUCUGGGGAAGUUCGAGAUGAGCUCCAGCAUUCUCAGAUCAUUCUACACAUGCACUGUGGAGAGCAUCCUGUCUGGCUGCAUCACCGUCUGUCCAGAAACACAAAGCUUUAGGCCUCAUAAGAUCUUACAACUUACAAUGGAAUUAGCAGAGGUUCGACUGUGGUCUUCUAAAAAUCCUCCAUUCACUCUUGGUACUCCUGGCUCACAGCUGUGUGGGGAUGUACAGACAAUAACUAGUAAGGCUUCAGGUGGAGGCUCUCUGGAACACAUCACCCUUAUGGACCUUCAGAAAAAUGUAAAGAAGGAAGAAACUGUAGAUGAAGAAUAUCUCUGUGAAGUGCUGCCAGGCACUUUGGGACACAUCACACCUGUGGACCAACAGAAUCAUGUGAAAAAGGAAGAACCGGAAGAUGAAGACAAUCUCCGUGAUGGGACGUCAAACUCUGUGGAAAAUGUAGGCGAACAGAGUGGAGGAUUUGAAAGAAAGCAUAUAAAAAAGGACAAGUCUGAAGAUGAGGACUCUCUCUGUACAACAACAGACCGGGACAUGAAUGCUGCCCAGGUCUCCUGCUCUUGGUGUCCACUUUCCUAUACAUCUCAAAUUAACCUCCACAAACACAUCAGAAGAUACCACUAUGAGGAAUAUGUGAGACUGCUGCAAUCAGGAGAGUUACAACAUGAGAACCAUCUCACCGCAAUAAGCUCCAGUAUUCAGCAAACAGCGUCUGUUACACCCAACAGUUACUCCUCUAAUAAACAAAUGCAGAAAGGAGUCUAUCCCUGCUCACAGUGUGGGAAGAGUUUUACCCAACACUAUAAUCUCCAAGUACACCAGCAUACUCACACAGGAGAAAAGCCACAUCAUUGCUUAGAAUGUGGGAGGAGUUUUAUUAGAAAGGGCGAUCUCCAACGACACCAGCACACUCACACAGGUGAAAAGCCAUAUCGCUGCUUUGAGUGUGGCAAGAGUUUUUCAAAACACAGUAAUCUUCAGCGACAUCAACGCAUUCAUUCAGGAGAAAAGCCAUAUCAGUGCUCAUACUGCAGGAAGAUGUUUACAGAUAAAGGUAAUCUCAAUGUACACCACCGCAUUCACAAUGGAGAUAAGUCAUAUCAUUGCUCACAGUGUGGGAAGAGUUUUAAUCAACAGGGCCAUCUCAAAACACACUUGCAUAUUCACACAGGAGAUAAACCAUAUCGCUGCUCACAGUGCGGGAAGAUGUUCACUGAAAAACGCCAUCUCAAAGUUCAUCAGCGCAUUCACAAUGGAGAAAAGCCAUAUCACUGUUCACAGUGUGGGAAGAGUUUUAAUCAACUGAAUAAUCUUCAAAGACACUUGUAUAUUCACACAGGAGAGAAGCCAUAUUCCUGCACACAGUGUGGGAAGAGCUUUAAUCGACAGUGUAAUCUCGAUCUACACCAGCGCAUUCACUCAGAAGAAAAGCCAUAUCACUGCUCGGAGUGUGAGAAGAGUUUUAAUCAAAGGAGUCAUCUUCAGAGACACCAACGCAUUCACUCAGGAGAAAAGUUGUAUCAGUGUUCAUACUGUAGGAAGAUGUUUAGAGAGAAGGGUAGUCUCAAAGUACAUCAGCGCAUUCACAGUGGGGAAAAGCCGUAUCAUUGUGCACAGUGUGGGAAGAGUUUUAAUCAACAGAGUCAUCUCAAAAGACACUUACAUAUUCACACAGGAGAAAAGCCGUAUCAGUGCUCACAUUGUGGGAAACGUUUUAAUCAGAAGAGUAGACUAGUACAACACCAACAUAUUCACAUAUCAUAGAAAGUGAUUUGAUAUUUGCUUAUUCAGAUGCAUUUAAUAACCAAGUGCUCCAGCAUGGAGUCAUCAGCCUGUGAUGCAUUAUUCAAUCUUUUUCUGAAUAUAAAAUUAAUAAUAAUUAUUAUAAUAAUAAAUCGAUCUUUAACAGUUAACAUGAUUUGUAUAAGGCACUUAUAUGAAUGUAAUGAAUGUGUCAAAAAUAAACAGGGAAACAGUAACCUAUGUCGGUAUGCAUAGAAUAGACAGCUAGCAAUGAACACACUUUGUAAAUAUUGUAUACACAUAUUUUUGGCUCUAUUUGAUUAUAUAUGUUAUAACAGCUUCAAACGAACACUAGUAAUGUUAGCUACUGCUGAGUACUGGUCCAUGAGCAUUUGUUUACAAAGAGGGUUAGGUAAGAGGCAAGCCCAGGAGAAUGCACUGAAGUCAGCCAUAGUGGCCUGGCUUCUGCGGUCUAAUUCUCCAAAAAAUGUGAUCAUUUGAAUAAACAAAAUCUGUGUACUGGGAACUUUGAACAUGAAACGAUCAAUUCUCAUACAAUGCAUAUUCUUAUACACCGUAAUUAUAUUAAGGUAGCUCAUUGCUUAUGUGGCAUAAUUUUCUUUUUUCCCCAUGAUUAUUUGUUAAUCUAUACAAGAUUUAUUCAUUUUAAGAUCAAUUAAAUUUAAUGUGAUUUUUUUUUUGUAACUGUCUUUGUUCACUCACAAUGUGCAUGCGUUUGGGUCAUGAUGUUUUGUUCUUGUUCAUGUUUUUCUCCUAUCUUAGCCUCCGGCAUUAUCUAUAUGGUACAGAUGCACCCACACAUCGAUAUCUGCACACAUAAAAACUGGCUGUGUCCAACAUUUGUUUAGACUAUAGAAUGCCCAGGUUGUCUUCAAGCAUGCAUUAAACCAUCUUUUUUUAAUAUAAUAA